AACGAUUGGGAUUCAACUGUUCCUGAUGAGACCCCACUCUACCAGGCUGUCCCAAUUGCCAUGGUGAUAUAUCUGCUUUACUCGAUCAUUCUGAUGCUCAGUGUCAUCAUCGCCACCUUUAACGAUAUCUUUGCAGCUGUCCGUACUCAGUCAGAACUGGUCUACAAGUAUUUACGCUAUGCUGUCAUUAUUGAAUACGAAUCUCGACCCCUUCUACCACCUCCGUUUAUUAUCAUAUCAUGGCUCUAUCUCUUUCUAAGAUCGAUAUUUCGGUAA
Molecule: messenger RNA, 276 nt
Organism: Protopolystoma xenopodis
Lineage: Eukaryota; Metazoa; Platyhelminthes; Monogenea; Polystomatidea; Polystomatidae
Source: the annotation of a GenBank genome assembly